Molecule: messenger RNA, 2490 nt
Organism: Hipposideros armiger (great roundleaf bat)
Lineage: Eukaryota; Metazoa; Chordata; Mammalia; Chiroptera; Hipposideridae
Gene: GATA3
Product: GATA binding protein 3
Exons: 6
Coding region: 627-1961 (444 amino acids)
Biological process (GO): immune system development; cell fate commitment; regulation of epithelial cell differentiation
Cellular component (GO): nucleus
Molecular function (GO): DNA-binding transcription factor activity, RNA polymerase II-specific; RNA polymerase II cis-regulatory region sequence-specific DNA binding; zinc ion binding
Source: RefSeq, a predicted model, not a curated record
UUGCGUCGCGCCACAGCUGUCUGCGAACACUGAGCUGCCUGGCGCCGUCUUGAUACUUUCAGAAAGAAUGCAUUCCCUGUAAAAAAAAAAAAAAAUACUGAGAGAGGGAGAGAGAGGAAAAGAGAGGGAGACUGAGAGCGGGAGACAGAGCGAGCCACGCAAUCUGACCGAGCAGUUUCUGCUCUUCAGGUCACACGCCUCCUCUUCUCCUCUCUGCUCUUGACUACCCAGGUGACCCGAGGAGGGACUCAGCCUCGGAGCCCGCUGCAGAGGAGCCUCGCUUGCAGAACUCCAGCCGUCCUCGCUAUCCCCAGCCCCCCCUCCCCCGGCGUUACAAUUUGGUCCCCCUUUUAUCGUACCUGUUUUUUGGGAUUUAUUUUUUUCUUCCUUUUCUUCUCUUGGCUAAACUACCCCCUCAAAGAUAUUUUUAAAAAUCUCAUUUGCUCACCUUUCCUUCCCACGUUUCCCCCACUGAAAACAAAUCAGUAAGCGACCCCCACUCCUCUGACGGCAGGCGCACCUGCAGAGCCUCGGAGCCCCCACCCCCUGACCUCCCAGCCCGACCGCCCUCCCUCUCCACGCGCGGGUUCCGGGCCCGGCGAGAGGGCGCGAGCGCAGCCGGGGCCAUGGAGGUGACGGCGGACCAGCCGCGCUGGGUGAGCCACCACCACCCCGCGGUCCUCAACGGACAGCACCCGGACACGCACCACCCAGGCCUGGGCCACUCCUACAUGGACCCGGCGCAGUACCCACUGCCCGAGGAGGUGGAUGUACUUUUUAACAUCGACGGUCAAGGCAACCACGUCCCGUCCUACUACGGAAACUCGGUGAGGGCCACGGUGCAGAGGUACCCUCCGACCCAUCACGGGAGCCAGGUGUGCCGCCCGCCGCUGCUGCACGGAUCCCUGCCCUGGCUGGACGGCGGCAAGGCCCUGGGCAGCCACCACACCGCCUCGCCCUGGAACCUCAGCCCCUUCUCCAAGACGUCCAUCCAUCACGGCUCCCCGGGGCCCCUCUCGGUCUAUCCCCCGGCCUCGUCUUCCUCCCUGUCGGCGGGCCACUCCAGCCCGCAUCUCUUCACCUUCCCGCCCACACCACCGAAGGACGUCUCUCCGGACCCGUCCCUGUCCACGCCGGGCUCGGCCGGCUCGGGCCGGCAGGACGAGAAGGAAUGCAUCAAGUACCAGGUGCCGCUGCCCGACAGCAUGAAGCUCGAGUCGUCGCACUCGCGGGGCAGCAUGACCACCCUGGGAGGGGCGGCGUCGUCGGCCCACCACCCCAUCACGACCUACCCGCCCUACGUCCCGGAAUACAGCUCCGGACUCUUCCCCCCCAGCAGCCUGCUGGGGGGCUCCCCCACCGGCUUCGGGUGCAAGUCGAGGCCCAAGGCGAGAUCCAGCACAGAAGGCAGGGAGUGUGUGAACUGCGGGGCGACCUCUACCCCACUGUGGCGACGAGAUGGCACCGGGCACUAUCUGUGCAACGCGUGUGGGCUGUACCACAAGAUGAAUGGACAGAACCGACCCCUCAUUAAGCCCAAGCGAAGGCUGUCGGCAGCAAGAAGGGCAGGAACGUCCUGUGCAAACUGUCAAACCACCACUACCACUCUCUGGAGAAGGAAUGCCAAUGGGGACCCUGUCUGCAACGCCUGCGGGCUCUACUACAAGCUGCACAAUAUUAACAGACCCCUGACUAUGAAGAAGGAAGGCAUCCAGACCAGAAACCGAAAAAUGUCUAGCAAAUCCAAAAAGUGCAAAAAGGUGCAUGACACGCUGGAAGACUUCCCCAAGAGCAGCUCCUUCAACCCAGCCGCCCUCUCCAGACACAUGUCCUCGCUCAGCCACAUUUCACCCUUCAGCCAUUCCAGCCACAUGCUGACCACCCCAACGCCGAUGCAUCCGCCGUCCAGCCUCUCCUUUGGACCUCACCACCCCUCUAGUAUGGUCACCGCCAUGGGUUAGAGUCUCUCUACUCGAUGCUUAAAGGUCUCCACGUGAGAGUCCCUCCAGCCCCUUCUAUGUGCAUUUUUGCAGGAGCAGUAUCAUGAAGCCGAGAACCGAUGGAUAUCUGUUUUUUUUUUGAAGGCAGAAAGCAAAAUGAUGUUUGCUACUUUUGCCAAGGAGCUCACUGUGGUGUCUGCGUUCCCAAUCACUGAAUCUGAUCCCAUUUGUGAAUAAGCCAUUCAGACUCAUCUUCCCUAUUUAACAGGGUCUCUCUAGUGCUGUGAAAAAAAAAAUGCUGAACAUUGCAUAUAACUUAUAUUGUAAGAAAUACUGUACAUUUGAAGAAGACUUUAUUGCAUCUGGGUAGCUGUAAGGAAGGCAUGAAGGACGCCAAGAAUUUUAAGGAAUAUGGGGGAAAUAAAAAGUAUGAAAAUUAAGAAGAAACUAGGUCUGAUAUCCAAAUGGAAAACUGCCAGUUUUGUUUCCUUUCACUGGCCACAGGUGUUUGAUGCAUUAAAAAAAAAAAAAAAAAAAAAAAAAAAAAAAA